UUACAUGAAAGGAGACCGCCGUAAUUAACCUCCAACAAUGGCUGGCUCAGAGCAUUUAAAAACUCUUUUGUAUACAAUUAACAAUUUGCUUCAACAAGAGAAGUACAAAGUGGCUCUUGCCGUUGUUAAAGGAUUCAGAAAUGGAGCCGUAUAUGGAGCAAAGAUAAGAGCGCCCCACGCCCUUGUGAUGACGUUUCUGUUUAAAAGUGGGAGCCUGAGAGACAAGCUGAAGGCCAUCGCUCAGGCAACAUACACCCACUCACGCAACCUGGCCUACUUUGUAUUCACAUACAAGGGGCUGCAGGCUUUGCAGGAAAGGAUCCAGGGAAAGAGCCUCCAGUCACAUUCCUUCCUUGCUGCUUGCAUCGGAGGGUGGCUGGUGUUCGGCGACAACAACCACAUCAACAGCCAGAUCAAUAUGUACUUGCUGUCUCGAAUUCUGUUCGCCUUGUCCCGAUUGGCUGUGGAAAAGGGCUACAUCCCCCAGCCCAAGAGAGAUCCCUUCCCUCUGUUUGCGACUCUGGUGUGGGGCAUCGUCCUGUGGCUGUUUGAGUACCACCCCCACACCCUGCAGCCAUCACUCCAGUCCUCCAUGAACUAUCUUUACCACGACAGCAACGUGUGGCACGACAUCUCAGACUUUCUCAUCUACAAUAAGCCAAGGACUGGAGCCAAGUAAAGUAAAGCUAUGGAUAGUCCCAUGCUCCUUAUCUUGGAGCAGCUCUUUGGAAAUUUAGCAUGUGUAUUCUAAUCACACUAAAUGCCGGCAAUCAUAGUGCUGUGAAGCCUGUUUGAAAUGAUUUUUUUUUUUGCCGAAAACAGAUGGGAGUGCAGCUGAACUUUUCAUUAAGAACAUUCGUUACUCUUCGACAUGCAUGACCAGUUGGAUACCCCAACAUGCCAGAUACGGUCUGCAUGCAGAGUACCUUGAGCCCUCAUAGGAAGUUUUAGCAGUUGGCUCAGAGAUGCAUUGAUUAAACCGUUGCUCAACAAAAGAGAGAGGGUUAGAAUCAGUGAGCCUCCAGAGAUACGCUGCUGUACUGUCAUAUCAGCAACAAGGCGUGAAUAGCAAGCACAUCCUGAAAAUACAACUUCUAUAGCACUACCCAUUUACUGGCACAAUAGCAAACUACUGUUUUAAUUAAUGUGCGUCUAUGUGUGAGCAGAACACAAAUCCUUUAUCAUUGUCAUUAUUUUUAUUAUUAUUCUGUUAAGACUGUGAUUUAUGUGUUUGGGUGCAGAUAAAAACAUGAUUUGUACUUUUUCUAAUUAUAUGGGUAGUUGUAUCACCAUCGUUCUUUUUGUCUAAUUCUGGAGUUUGAGCAGGAAUUGUGUUUGUUUUAUGGGUGUUUUAUUGUGUACCUCUCCCACCAUGUCUUUGAUGGCAUUAACUUAAAGUCUGGCCAGAGUCAUUGUUCAGGAGCAUGGAAAAGUAAUGUUCUCUUAAUUUAAUUUUGAUGAUCAACAGAAAAGCUGCGUCAGAGUGUUUCCUGAGGAUGAAUCUGAAGCAAAAUGUUCAAAUAUGCCUUAAAAACUAGUGCAAUAAUCUGACUGAACUGUGUCUUGUACUCUGUGGUACUAUGCCCUAGGUACUUAUAAUUCAGUUUGUGUUGAGCAG
Megalops cyprinoides (Indo-Pacific tarpon) is the source of this 1618-nucleotide messenger RNA. RefSeq names its product peroxisomal membrane protein 4 (gene pxmp4). Lineage: Eukaryota; Metazoa; Chordata; Actinopteri; Elopiformes; Megalopidae. The record is from RefSeq and is a predicted model, not a curated record. Gene Ontology annotation, cellular component: peroxisomal membrane. The transcript is spliced from 4 exons. The coding region runs from base 38 to 679 and encodes 213 amino acids.